Exaiptasia diaphana is the source of this 1436-nucleotide messenger RNA. RefSeq names its product probable sodium/metabolite cotransporter BASS4, chloroplastic. The record is from RefSeq and is a predicted model, not a curated record. The coding region runs from base 72 to 1310 and encodes 412 amino acids. NCBI's taxonomy places the organism in Eukaryota, Metazoa, Cnidaria, Anthozoa, Actiniaria, Aiptasiidae. Gene Ontology annotation, cellular component: chloroplast envelope. The transcript has 4 exons.
AUGCUGGUUUUCCUGUGGCUUGUAACAAUUUACAAUUUUACCCUCCCCUAGACAGUACCAAUAUUGAAAACAUGGCCGACAAGACAAAUUUCAGAAAUAGUAUUUCUGAUGACAUCGAAGGCGAUAURAUGGAGGAARACGAACAACCGCCGAAGCCAAGUUUACCUAAGAGAAUCCUCUCUUUCCUUAUUAAGAAUUAUCUUCCRAUAAUGCUYAUUUUCCUAGUCGUUUUUGGWAUUUUGGUUCCAGCGCCGGGAGCGUUUCUWGCCAAAUAUCCCACACACUACGUUUGCAUCGUUGGUCUUUUUCUUCACAGUGGUAUUAAGCUAAAAACUGGUGAGAUAAAAGACGCUUUUCGUGCCUAUAAGGCAUUGAUACUUCAGAUUGUUAUUAUAAUGCUUAUUACUCCAAUCAUCGGUGUGAAACUCACGGGACUGUUGCCGUUCGGCGCCGGUAGUGGCAAAGAUCAAAAUGGCUACACAAAUACUACAAAUAUUACGCAAUCGUCGUCUAACCGAUCGCAUCGGGAAUUGUCUGUUAGCUCAUGGCUGGGACCAGAAGCUUUUCGUGUUGGUAUCCAAAUGUAUUUUAUUGUUCCUUGUGACCUUAGAGUUGAGAAUGCUGGAGGGAAUGCUGCAUUAGCUUUGAUGACGACUGUUGUCUGUAACUUAAUGGCAGUAUUUACUGUGCCACUGAUGAUAAAAUGGCUCAUGUCCUUUGAGGGAGUUAAAAUUGACAUAGUUAACUUAUUGGUGAAACUCAUUCUUACAGUCCUGCUCCCUUUGUUGGUUGGCAAGGGCAUGAGAUAUAUCCCCAAAGUCAAGCCCUUUGUUAAGAAAUACAGCAUCACGCUUAAGACAAUGAGUGUUACCCUGCUGACAGCGAUCCCCUGGAUGAAAGUGAGCGUCUCAAGUCAGCAAGGAGCCUUUGGUGAUGUCUCAGUUGGAAGUGUAUUUGCAUUAUUAGGAUGGGGAUUGUUUCUGCACUUUGGUUUUAUGGUAAUGAACCUAUUACUUUCUCUGCUCUUCCGCAUCGACACACCAGCUCUCAAGUGCAUUGUUGUUCUGGCCAGUCAGAAGUCUCUAACUGUUGCUGUGACUAUAAUGGCACUGCUGCCAUUCAGUGGUGUUGAACAGGGAAUAAUGGCACUGCCAAUUGUUAUUAUACAUCUUGGUGUACUAGUUUUAGAUGCAGUUAUAGUAACUAUAUGGCAUAACUGGGAAAUGAAACGGGAAACUAAAAAGGAACUGAAUGGGAGAAUAUAUUUGAAUGAAAUUCCUGAUGAAGAAUCAGUUGAUGAUAAAAUUUAAAAUAACAGUUUAUUAUCAUUUCCAAAUGGUUUUCAUUUUCUGAGGAAACAGAUUAUAAAAGCUUGCUGGUGUAAUAUUAUUUAAUAAUAUAAUUCUUGAUUAAUUAUAAAUAUCUAUUUCUUUGAU